Andrographis paniculata is the source of this 1383-nucleotide messenger RNA. RefSeq names its product pentatricopeptide repeat-containing protein At1g61870, mitochondrial-like. Gene Ontology annotation, molecular function: protein binding. The record is from RefSeq and is a predicted model, not a curated record. The coding region runs from base 79 to 1272 and encodes 397 amino acids. The transcript has a single exon. NCBI's taxonomy places the organism in Eukaryota, Viridiplantae, Streptophyta, Magnoliopsida, Lamiales, Acanthaceae.
UUCGUCCUUCUCACUCGUUGUUUACUUCCUCCCUAAAACCCUACUUCUCUGAACUGUCUUCUCUGUUUCGAAGAUCCAAUGGCGUUCCGCAGCGGCUUCCGAUCACUGUCGCUCCACCGCCGUCGGCUAUUCUCCACUUCCAUCCUCAGCCCGGAUUCCAAAACCCCACUCAGUGGCAUAGAGAAGUCGCGGGCGGCGCUCUCCCUCCUCCGAUUCGAGAAAAAUCCGGAGCGGAUUCUCGAUAUCUGCCGCGCUGCUGCUCUCACCCCGGAGUUGAAACUUGACCGUAUUGCUUAUUCAGUGGCGAUCUCGAAGCUGAAAGAAUCGAACUACUACGAGGGCAUUCGGGGGCUAAUCAGGGACUCAUUGGAUCAACCCCAUUUCACAACCGAGCGUAUCGUUUCCCAUUUCAUUGUUCUUUAUGGCCAGUGUGGUCUCGUCGAUGACGCUAUCAAGCUGUUCGACGAAAUGCCUGCUUUAGGGAUUAAGCACAGCGUGAAGGCGUUGAACAAGUUGCUGUUUGCCUGCAUUUUAGCGGGAGAUUACGGCUCGAUGAAGCGGAUUUUCUCUGAAUUUCCCCGGAAAUAUGGAUUGGAUCCAGAUUUGGAAACGUACAACACCCUUCUGAAGGGGUUUUCUGAGUCGGGCAGUGCGAACUCGUCGCAUUCAAUCUUGGCCGAGAUGGACAGGAAGGGGGUGAAGCCUAAUGCCACAACGCUUUCCAUCGUGAUUUCAGGGUUCUACAAGGAGGAGAAAUUCGGCGAUGCGGAAAAGAUGAUGGGUUUGAUGAAGAAACACGGAGUGAAGCCCGGGAUCGGUGUUUACAACGUUAAAAUGCAGAGUUUAUGCAAGCUUGGAAAAUCAGCUGAGGCGAAGGCACUGUUGGACGAUCUUUUGGCUAGAGGCAUGAAACCCAAUCGCGUGACAUUUGGCCAUUUGAUUUACGGGUUUUGUCGGGAGGGGAAUUUGGAUGUUGCCAAGGCUUUGUUCGAGGAAAUGAACGGCCGCAAGCUGAAGCCGGAAGCUGGGUGUUAUUUUACUCUGGUUUACUAUUUGUGUCAGGGGCGAGAUUUCGACACAGCCCUGGAAGUAUGCAAGAAAUGCCUGGCUAAGAGUUGGAUACCUAACAUUACUACUAUGAAGUUGCUUGUGAAUGGGUUGACUAGCAUCGGUAAGGUCGAUGAGGCUAAGGAAAUAAUUGGGGUGGUGAAGGAGAAGUUCUCGAGGAACUCCGAGAAAUGGAGUGAGAUCGAGGAGGGCUUGUCGAAGUAGAAUGAUGAACAUGGUAUUAGUGAUCUGUUCUUUUGAUUUUCUUGUAACAUGUUCCUUUUUUCCAGUGGACGGUUUUGAUCAUCAAUAUAGAUUUCUGAGGAUGUUGGUUUA